UUUCAGCCCCUCCCCUCGACUCCCCCAAACCCUCCCAGAACCUUUAUCAGGGAGCUGGGACUGGCUCUUGCCACCAUCCAGAGUCCUUGCUCUCCUGUUUCUCUCUCUGCAGCAGCACCUGCCAGCUCCCUGCUCCUGCCGUCCAUCCAGCUCCACAGGCACCAUGAGGAACGCCAUGCUGUUCACAGUCGUCCUGGCCCUCAGCUUGGCUUGGAGCUUCGGGGCUGUGUGUGAGGGGUCACAGGAGCAGGGGGUGCCUGCUGGGAGGCACAGCAAGGACUCUGCUCUCUAUCAGCUACCUCCGGUCCUGCUUCAGAGACUCUAUGACAGCCGCCCAGUCUCCCUGGAAGGAUUGCUGAAAGUCCUGAGCAAGGCUAGCAUGGGACUGAAGGAGACAUCGCUGCCACAGAAACGUGACAUGCAUGAUUUCUUUGUGGGACUUAUGGGCAAGAGGAACAGCCCGCCAGACACUCCCACUGAUGUGGCUGAAGAGAAUACUCCCAGCUUUGGCACCCUCAAAUAGGCCCCCAGUACAGAAGAGCGCUCCAUGUCUGGACCCCUGGACUGCAUCCAUGAGUCCCGGUGCAUGCUUUCCUGUUGCCUUUGCUCUUUCCCUGCCUGGAAGACCCCUGCCAAUGCCCUUGCCCACUUAGCAUAGAGGCUGCAUAUGAAGAGCCUCAAUCCCACGGGCACUAAGCAUGGAGUAUGCUUUCUGUAGUGUCCUGCACUGAAAAUACAAUGCCUCCUCUUCAACAAUAAAAGGUUUUUACA
Molecule: messenger RNA, 771 nt
Organism: Acomys russatus (golden spiny mouse)
Lineage: Eukaryota; Metazoa; Chordata; Mammalia; Rodentia; Muridae
Gene: Tac3
Product: tachykinin precursor 3
Exons: 7
Coding region: 164-523 (119 amino acids)
Biological process (GO): tachykinin receptor signaling pathway; positive regulation of blood pressure
Source: RefSeq, a predicted model, not a curated record